Linum trigynum is the source of this 2350-nucleotide messenger RNA. The record is from the annotation of a GenBank genome assembly. Lineage: Eukaryota; Viridiplantae; Streptophyta; Magnoliopsida; Malpighiales; Linaceae.
AUCCAAAAUCGGAUGACGAAUCAAUUUAUAAAUGAUUGCUUAAUUACAUAUUCAUCGGAAAGGGUCUGAGCUUUAACCUAAGUGGCGAAUCUAUUUUAUAAAUUGUUUUCAGAAUAUGAAAACAAGAGAGGAAAUUGAGUAGUUUUAUUAUGGCAGUAUACUAACAUUAAUAUUAAAUUGUUUUUGUUUAAUUUUCUGAAAUCAUAGUUAACUUGAAGGAAAUAUUGACCAAUUGAGAAAUGUACGGGAUUAGUUGGAAAUAAUAUAUUUGAUCUUAACCAUUGGAUCAAAUUCAAUUCAAAGACUGCGCGCUAUGGAACGUAUCCUAGGUAUCACGACUGAAGUCAGAAAAAUAAAGGAUCCUUGAAUCACAGGGCUAUCCCUGAAUGUUCAGAAUAUUCUUAGGGUUUAGAAGUUUAAGCUAGGUACGUCACUGUUUUAAAUUUUAAUUAACAUAUAUUUUCUCACCUGAAUCAGUCUCCAAUUCCAAAUAAAAAGGCCUUAAAUAAAUAAUUAGCUCCUUCUCUUCCCCUUGAACAACUACGUACAUACAUACUAUAAAUAAAUUCACAAUGAUACACAUAAUAUAUAUUCAGCAAAACUGAUCAAUUACGUAACUAAACAAAACCUGCAGCUGGAGUAGCAGCGUUACUGAUCGAAGCUGCUACGGCCUACGAUGUCGACGACGACGACGUCGUCUGACCAGCCUAAUUGCUUUCUCAGAUUCGGCGACCGAUGCCCGACUAAUACGAACUGGAAAUUCGUAUUCGGCUGUGUAGGGCUCCCGAUUGGGCUCAUUUUACUAUUCAAAUUUUGGGGCAGCAGGCAACCACAGCCGCCGCCGCCACGCGUCGAGCAGGGAAAAAGGAGGCCGGCGGCAAGGCGCACCACCGGUGUCGUAGGUUACACAGUUGAGGUUUUCCGCAAGAGUAACAGGGUGGCGGCAGUGGAAUGUGCAAUUUGCUUGAGGGAGUUGCAUUAUGAUGAUAAACUCAUCAUUGUGACGGCGUGCCGCCAUUUUUACCACCGAGCUUGCCUUAACAGUUGGCUGGCCAAAAAGAGAAGUUGCCCUCUUUGUCGUGCCCCCGUUGGGCCAUAAAUCAAUUUGUUACCUGCUGCACCACUACUGCUUACUUUUCUUCCUUACUUAGUUGCCUUUUCUCUUGGUACGAUUUCGCCUUCUGUUCUAUAACUAUUCCAGCCAACUUUACUAUAUGUACAUAUUGGUCGUCAUAAUUUUAAUGCGAUGAUGGAUAGUUUUUCUGUAACAUGAGAUAAAGUCGUUGCUUAAGCAUGGUUUCAUAAAUUAUUUUUUAUGAAUGAGCAUUUUAUUCAUAUUUUAUUUCCUUUAAGGGUUAGCUUAAUUUUGAUUUGUGUGAGGGUGAGUGUGACAUUAUUAUGUAACAAUAACCGUUGCAAAAUGUCAUUAUAUAGUGCGUAGUAUCUUCAAAUCAACCAAUUAUCAAAUAUCCUUCAUAAAAAAACUAAUUAUCAAAUAUGAUGUCAAAUUAGUUAAAGUCGUACAACAUGAUUUUAUUUCAUUUAAAGCACACUUGGAUGAUGGUAGAAUGUGACUUUAAUUUCUUGAAAAAAUAUGAAAGUGAGAUAAUCAAUUGUUCAUUUUAGCGUAAAUGAGCACCAAGAGGUUUGGAAAUUCAUACAUAUUUCGUGCGAUUAGAAUAGUGUACAAACAUAACACUUCAUGAAUCAUGAUUAUGUUUUGUGUUUCUCUUUAUUAUUUUAAGUUUGUAUUAACUCUUACAAGACAACCAUCUAUUUUAUGUAAGUUGUAUCAAGGGGUGGAGAUCCAUAAUUAACAUCCAUCACGUCCCAUUUUUUUUUUUUUUUGGUUAAGUGCCAAAAAUGCGAGGGUCGGCUAAUGGCAUGUACUCACAACCCCAUGAUUUAAUUAAAAUAAGGUCAUGUAAAUAUAAGUUUAUUGUCAGAAGAAAAUAAAAUUUUAGUGAUAAUAUGAUUUAUUUUAGUGCUUAAUUAAUGGCAGCCGCGAAGAAAAUAGAAGGCACUUGGACCCCACUUAUGGCUGAGGCUAUGGCGGCUGACUCUGGAGUUCAACAGUUUAGUUUCAGUGCAGUAAAAGCACGUACAAACAUGGAGAAAUUUUACAAUGCUAUAUAGUAUUGGUGCUAUAGGGUUUUGUUUUUAUGGUACAACUUAAAAUUAUACAUUUAUGUUAUGGUACAACUUCAGAUUGUACCUAUACUUUUUGUACAAACUCUUUUAUGGUACAACUUGAACUUGUACCUUUAUAUGAUGGUACAAGUUGUAAAGUUGUACCAUAACAUAAUGGUACAAAUUGUUUUAUGGUACAACAUAAACUUAUACAUUUAAU